This is a messenger RNA of Protomyces lactucae-debilis, 396 nucleotides long. RefSeq names its product GRIM-19 protein. The transcript has 3 exons. The record is from RefSeq and is a predicted model, not a curated record. NCBI's taxonomy places the organism in Eukaryota, Fungi, Ascomycota, Taphrinomycetes, Taphrinales, Protomycetaceae. The coding region runs from base 1 to 396 and encodes 131 amino acids.
AUGUCGUCGCAGCAAUUACCCGGCGGAACUGUCCAAGAUCUGCCACCCAAGGGCGGCUUCGCGCCCAUCCAGUACAAGCGAAACUUGCCGGCUCGUGGAUUCCGGCCCUCAUACUACCUCUUUGCAGUCGUUGGCCUAUGCACUUACGGUUUCUACAAGCUCUCGCUCGGUAUGGACGAGAAGCGCGAGCUGCAGCGUGAGCGAUUGUGGUCGCGCAUAUACCUCACUCCCAUGCUACAAGCCGAGGCAGACAGGGACAACUACAGGCGAAGAUUGGCUUCAGAAGCGCGCAGUGCAGACAUCAUGAAGAACAUCCCAGGAUUCGAUGCGGAAGCCAAGGUGUACCAUGGUAGACAUGUUGAACCAACAUUCGUUCUGACACCCUCCGCCAAGUAG